Molecule: messenger RNA, 768 nt
Organism: Colletotrichum higginsianum IMI 349063
Lineage: Eukaryota; Fungi; Ascomycota; Sordariomycetes; Glomerellales; Glomerellaceae
Product: Histone H1
Exons: 5
Coding region: 1-768 (255 amino acids)
Biological process (GO): nucleosome assembly
Cellular component (GO): nucleosome
Molecular function (GO): structural constituent of chromatin; DNA binding
Source: RefSeq, a predicted model, not a curated record
AUGCCUCCCAAGAAGACCGAGGGCGCUGCCGCUCCCGCCACCAAGACCAAGGCCAGCCACGGCACCUACCAGGACAUGAUCACUGAUGCCAUUGUUGCUCUCAAGGACCGCAAUGGAUCUUCCCGUCAGUCCCUGAAGAAGUACGUCAAGGCCAACAACCAGAUCAGCGACACUGUGAGCGACAACAUGUUCGACUCGCUGUUCAACAAGGCCAUUCGCGUCGGUGUUGAGAAGGGCGUCUUUGAGCAGCCCAAGGGCCCCUCUGGUGGCACCAAGCUGGCCAAGAAGGCCCCCAAGCCUGCCGAGAAGAAGGAGAAGAAGCCUGCUGAGAAGAAGGCCCCCGCGAAGAAGGAGGCCAAGGAGCCUAAGGAAAAGAAGGCUGCUGCUCCCAAGAAGGCCGCCGCAAAGAAGGAGACCAAGGAGCCCAAGGAGAAGAAGGCCACCGCUACCAAGGCUGCUGCCCCCAAGAAGGCUGCCGCUGAGAAGAAGGAGAAGAAGCCCGCUGCCAAGAAGGCCGCUGCUGAGAAGCCCGCCAAGGAGGACAAGCCUGCCGUGCUCAGCAAGACUAAGACUGGUCGCGUCACCAAGACGGAGAAGAAGGCUCCCGCCGCCAAGAGGGAGACCAAGGAGACCAAGGAGAAGAAGGCCGCCGCUCCCAAGAAGGCUGCCGCUGCCCCGAAGAAGGCGGCGCCCGCAAAGGCGGCGACCAAGAAGGCCGCCGCUGAGAAGAAGGAGACCAAGGCUGAGGCUCCCGCUGCCUCCGCAUAA